AUGGCUAGUGGUAGUGGUGGUGUGGAUGGUAGUGGUGCAGGCAGUGGUGGCUGGGAUAGUGAAGCAUCGCGGCAAAUCUGGGAACAGAUACGGGCGUAUACGUCCGCUGAGAUAAAUCGCAUGAUGAGGACGGUCUUGCAGCAGCAGCAGCAGCAGUCGGCGAUACCUCGCCCCAUCCAGCAUCAAGUUGUAGUACCCCGGGACCACAUCGCUGCAUACCAACGGUUGUUUGAGGACUAUUUCAGCGAGCAAUCGCGGUUUGGGGACAACUUCUUCCGGCGACGUUUUAGGAUGCAUCGAGAUCUAUUUAUGCUUAUCGUGAACGCUUUAGAGCGUCGGUACAAGUACUUCCGGUUCAGGAGGGAUGCGAGUGGCAGACCCAGACACACGCCUAUACAGAAGUGCACUGCUGCAAUUAGGCAGUUGGCUUACGGAGGCGAGACCGACAUGUUCGACGAGUACCUCUACAUCGGCGAGACCACUGCCCGCGAAUGUCUCCAGUAUUUUUGUCAGGCCGUCAUUCAAAUAUUCGGGGAGACGUACUUGCGGAAGCCUACCCCCCAAGACUGUUGGGAACUGAUGGAUAUGCACGUGAUGGUGCACGAGUUUCCUGGGAUGUUGGACAACAUAGAUUGCAUGCAUUGGGAGUGGAAGAACUGCCCUAUCGCCUGGAAGGGUCACUACACGACCGGCUUCAAAGGCAAGAAUCAGAAGAUUUUCCUCGAAGCCUGUUGUCAAGAGAGCGAAGAGAUUUUGGCAAAAAUUGAUGAUGUAGAGAUAUACAUGCCUUUUAAAGCUUAA
Messenger RNA from Salvia splendens (bonfire salvia), 801 nucleotides. RefSeq lists its product as uncharacterized. Bases 1 to 801 code for a protein of 266 amino acids. NCBI's taxonomy places the organism in Eukaryota, Viridiplantae, Streptophyta, Magnoliopsida, Lamiales, Lamiaceae. The transcript has 2 exons. The record is from RefSeq and is a predicted model, not a curated record.